Molecule: messenger RNA, 1274 nt
Organism: Anopheles coustani
Lineage: Eukaryota; Metazoa; Arthropoda; Insecta; Diptera; Culicidae
Exons: 3
Coding region: 1-1215 (404 amino acids)
Source: RefSeq, a predicted model, not a curated record
AUGAAGUGCUCGGGUGUCCUCUCGCCGCUGUUGCUGCUGCUGCUUGGAGCUCUGACGAAUGGGCUUUCCAUCCGACCGCGCCGGGACCUGCUGGAAAUGGGCAAGGCCGUCCUGCUGGAAGGGGUCUCCAAGGUGAAGGAAGCGUUCGACCAUGGCGUCAGCAUGAAAUCGGAAGGAAAGCGUUCCGUCGAUCUGUUCGGGCUCAAGUUCGGUGCUGACACCGGAGUAAACACUGGCUUUGGAGAUGCGGCCAACGGGGGCGCGUCGGAGAACAACGACGAUCUGGUACGCCGCAAGCGGGCACUCGAUAUCCAGAAGCUCGCCCAGGUCGCUAGCCUGCUGCCGCAGACACCGUUCGGUACGAACGUCAACAUCGUCAAGGUGAGCUCGGUCUCGAAUGUGAACAAUUUCGGCGAGCUACCACCGGCUGAGGCCCCGGCACCGGUGGCCCCGGAGGCAGCGAGGCGUAAAAGAACGCCCGAUCUGGUGCAGUUGACCAACUUCGAGAAGAAAUCGUUCGCGGUCGAUAGUGUGAUUGGUGCCGAUAAUACGAUGAGGACACACGAAUCGCUUGGGGCGGCUAAGGGCUCGAUCCGCACCUUGGUCACGGAUCGGCGAAGGAGUAAGCGUGAACCGCAGUCGGAUGGAACGACCGGGGACGACCAGGAGAGCUCCUCCAAUGGCCCACCGAAGGGCGGUCCAAGGGGUUCCAGGGGUCCCGGAGGUCCACGUGGGCCACCACCCGGCGGAUGUCGCGGUGGUCCCCCACCGGGUGAGGAUGGUGCUUCAACGACAGCGACGACAUCGGCCGCGCGUCGCAAACGUGAGACGAUCGAGUUGUCGGUGGAGCUGAAUCGAGAUAAGCGAUCCCCUAAGGGAGGCAAGUCCGCAUCCUGUCGCGGUGGUGGUGGUGGAGGUCCUGGAGGUCCCACGACGGAGGCUCAGGCCGCACGUCGUAAGCGUGACGAUCACCCCAACAGUAGCGACUACAGCGACGACAGCGAGUCUACUGAGUCGAAGGAACGGAAGGAACGCUCCAUUCUCCCAAGUCUGGAAGAGCACCGACGAUCCCGACGUCAAGCGUUCGGUGGGGAAGCUGCCGGAAAUGUUGGCAGUUGGUUCGAACAGCUGGCCGGCGUGUUUGUCGAUACCGUGAAGAAGGUGGUGGCCGUAACGAAGAACGCAUUUGAUCGGGGAGGCCAACGACAGUCGUAAGAGCUAAAAAAUCAGGGUAACCCUAGGCAAAAUGUUCCUUUUCGUUGUGUAAUGUUUGU